AACAGGAGUUCUGGAAUGCGGCUCCUGGCCUGGGUUGGAGAGGGCUGCUGGGUACAGGACCCGGGGCUCAGGCUGCACCUAAGCUCGGGGUCAGGGCCUGCUGGCUGUGGCGGAGGGGGCCCAUUCUGCGUCUCGGCCAUGGGCCUGGAGCUCUACCUGGACCUGCUGUCGGCGUCCUGCCGCGCCGUCUACAUCUUCGCCAGGAAGAACAGCAUCCCCUUCGACUUCCAGUUUGUGGACCUGCUGAAAGGUUACCACCACAGCAAGGAGUACACCGAGAUCAACCCCCUGAAGAAGCUGCCCAGCCUCAAAGAUGGGAAAUUUGUCUUAUCGGAAAGCGUGGCCGUCCUCCUCUACCUGUGCCGCAAGUACAGCGCCCCCUCGUACUGGUACCCGCCGGACCUGCACACGCGGGCCCGCGUGGACGAGUUCAUGGCCUGGCAGCACACCGCCAUCCAGCUGCCCAUGAGCAAGAUCCUCUGGAUCAAGCUCCUGAUCCCCAUGAUCACAGGCGAGGAGGUGCCAGCUGACAAGACCGAGGAGGUGCUGGCUGAGGUGCAGCAAAACCUGAAGCUGUUCGAGGAGCGGUUCCUUCAGGACCGGCCGUUCAUCACCGGGGACAACAUCUCCCUGGCCGACCUGGUGGCCUUGGUGGAGAUGAUGCAGCCCAUGGGGGGCAACCACAAUGUCUUCCAGACCAGCCCCAAGCUGGCCGAGUGGCGCAUGCGGGUGGAGCUGAGCAUCGGCCCCAGCCUCUUCUGGGAGGCCCACAACCGGCUGGUGAAGCUGGGCGAGUGGGACUGCUCCACGCUGGACCCGUCCGUCAAAGAGAGGAUCGCCGACAUGCUGCAGAAGUUCAAGUAGAAGCCACCCCCCUGCAGCGCCCCCUUUCUGGGCACAGACACCAAAACCCACUCUGCUUCUUUGUCCAAUAAAGAACCGGAACCACC
Eptesicus fuscus (big brown bat) is the source of this 950-nucleotide messenger RNA. RefSeq names its product glutathione S-transferase theta-4-like. Gene Ontology annotation, cellular component: cytoplasm. The transcript has 5 exons. Gene Ontology annotation, molecular function: glutathione transferase activity. NCBI's taxonomy places the organism in Eukaryota, Metazoa, Chordata, Mammalia, Chiroptera, Vespertilionidae. The record is from RefSeq and is a predicted model, not a curated record. Gene Ontology annotation, biological process: glutathione metabolic process. The coding region runs from base 16 to 864 and encodes 282 amino acids.